Molecule: messenger RNA, 1950 nt
Organism: Aspergillus ibericus CBS 121593
Lineage: Eukaryota; Fungi; Ascomycota; Eurotiomycetes; Eurotiales; Aspergillaceae
Product: Tim22-complex subunit TIM54
Exons: 2
Coding region: 257-1693 (478 amino acids)
Biological process (GO): sphingosine biosynthetic process
Cellular component (GO): intracellular membrane-bounded organelle; membrane; cytoplasm
Source: RefSeq, a predicted model, not a curated record
GCAAGCGUGAGUUCAUGGGGUGCAUCUGCGUGCCAUCCAAGCCGGGGCUAUACUCAGGAUCCUGGCCCGGAUAAACCUCGUCCCGACGGAGCUGUGCAGUGCAUCCCGAACUUUUUCGGUUGCCAUACAUUUCGCUUCACUAUCAUGCCAUGAGGGAAGGGCUCUUGUUCCCAGUCAUCUGUUUUGCGUGCUACUAAGUUGCAUUCUAUCUAUAUACCCUAAUUCGCUCUGCAUCUUUCAUCUCCCACCCUCUACCAUGGCGGAGUCCUCCAAUUCCGCUGCGGCCUCAGGCCCGGCCCAGUCCGCGGCGAACGCUCCCAAGGCUCCCAACCCGGCCUUCAGAAUGCUCGGCAUGCCCAAUCUCCGCAUGAAACUCCCUUCCCGGAACUGGAUGAUCUUCUUCACCGUCACCGGCUCCUUCGCCGCGGCUGUAAUCUACGACCGUAAAGAGAAACGUCGCGCGCAACGCAAAUGGGGUGACCUUGUCGCCCACCUCUCCAAAGAGACUCUCCCCAUCGAGCAAACCAGACGCAAAAUCACUGUCUUCCUGUCCGCACCCCCAGGCGACGGUCUCCGCGUAGCCCGCGACCACUUCAAGGAAUACGUCAAGCCGAUCCUCGUCGCAGCGGCACUCGACUACCAAGUCAUUGAAGGCAGAAGAGAAGGCGAUAUCCGUGCUGGCUUCGCGGAGCGCAUUCGCAAGUUCAGACGAAAGGCAGGCGAACCCAGCACCGUGGUGGAAGAAACCAAUGUCGAGACCAUUGUCAUGAACGCCAGGACGCAGAUGGGCGUGACGGAGGAGCCCGGUCCCAAGGGUGACCUCAUCAUCGGUCGUCACACAUGGAAGGAAUACAUCCGUGGUCUGCACGAAGGUUGGCUGGGACCUUUGGAUCCUCCUCCCCCUCCCCCUACAGAGGAGCCCGCUUUCACCCCCGACGCUGCGGAAACAAGCCCUGCCCCCGAAGGCACACCCGCCACGGAGACCCCGUCAGAGAACAAGCCAGAAGGCGACGCCAACGCCCCCGAGAAGGAAAAUAAGGACGAAAAGCCCGCCAAACCCGUCGGCCCAACACCAACCUACCUGUCUCCCACCGACUACUCCUCACAACCCCUCCCCCCGACUCUUCCUCCAUCCCUCGAAGGCUCCGUCCCCAUCGCCUUCCCCCACCUCCUGGGCUUCCUAAACACCCCCAUCAGACUCUACCGAUACCUCAACCAGCGCCAUCUCGCUGAGAGCGUCGGCCGUGACGUCGCGGCCAUGGUCCUCGCCUCCUACAGCCGCCCUUACACCACCGGCUCCUCCAGCGCCGACUCCGCCUCCGACUCCCCCAUCGCCACCGCCGACGACACCCUCGGCAUCACCUACGAACAACAAACCAUCCUCGAACACGAAGAAAAAGAAUGGCACAAGUCCGUCCACCGCAAGGACGAAGCCAACCCGGACAAGGAACGCGAAUGGCUGAACGACAUCGUCCUCGACCCCCGCAUCGCCUCCCGCAUGCACCGCUACACAAUCUCCCCGGAGGAAGAAGCCCGGGCUCAACGUAUCUUCGACGGCCAGGAAUACAUCCUCGGCGAGGAGCGUCCUGCCCCUGUCCCCUUCUGGAAGCACAUGUGGGUUAAAUACGGGUACGGCGAAGACGAGGAAACUCUGAAGAGGAAGCCUAUCCUCGGUAACCUCGACGAGGAGUAAGUAUUCGUUUGAAUAUGAAGUGGGGACAAGUCAUCAUAAAUAGAAAUUAGAUUUCUCUAUCUGUGUCGGGUUAUGGGUAUAUAGACCACAUCUAUGUCUGCCUAUUUCUUCCUUUCUUUCUUUCCGUCUGUCUGGGUGAUACGAAUCAUUGCAUGGGAAACGUGUCUAUUCGGUUCGGUUCAGUUGUAUUGUUCUAUAUGUACUAUCAUCUCCUUUUCACUGUAUAUUAGUCCAAUUCAAGAUACUCUUGAACAUCG